Molecule: messenger RNA, 1312 nt
Organism: Clupea harengus (Atlantic herring)
Lineage: Eukaryota; Metazoa; Chordata; Actinopteri; Clupeiformes; Clupeidae
Gene: adamts6
Product: A disintegrin and metalloproteinase with thrombospondin motifs 6-like
Exons: 7
Coding region: 1-1131 (376 amino acids)
Biological process (GO): extracellular matrix organization; proteolysis
Cellular component (GO): extracellular matrix
Molecular function (GO): metalloendopeptidase activity
Source: RefSeq, a predicted model, not a curated record
AUGGAAAUUUUGUGGAAGACGCUGACUUGGAUAUUGAGCCUAGCAAUGGCCGCUUCAGAAUCUCCGAACUACAAUAGUCUCUCACAUAAUUCUCAAGAGGAGUUCCUGUCUCGGCUGGAUCACUACCAGCUGACGGUCCCUGUCCGGGUCAGUGAGACCGGAGAGUUCCUCAGCUACACUGUGAAGCAGCACCGGCCCGGUCGCCGGCGCCGGGGCACGGAACCGGCACAACCUGUCGUGGAACCCCACGUCUACUACCGCCUGUCGGCGUACGGGAAGCACUUUCACCUUAACCUGACUCUAAACCCCAACCUGGUGUCCAGACACUUCACUGUGGAGUACUGGGGCAAGAAUGGACAGGAGUGGCGCCAUGCCAUGGUUGAUAACUGUCAUUAUGUCGGAUACCUACUGGAUCAGUAUAGCACCACCAGGGUGGCUCUGAGCAACUGCAAGGGCUUGCAUGGUGUUAUUACAACAGAAGAAGAGCAGUAUUUAAUUGAGCCAUUAAAGAGUAUAUCCUCCAACAAUUCCAGUAAAUUAAAUCUCGAAGAAGGACAACCGCACGUUAUUUAUAAAAAGUCUUCCAUUCCGUCGCCACAAGAGCCCAGUCAAGAGUUCAGUUGUGGUGUUUCAGACCUCACAAGGAGCAGGACCCCCUGCCCCACCACCCACACAGCCUCUAAUGACACCCCUCCUUCGCCGGAGCCCAGCAGCGGUGGUCGGCGGCCCAAGCGCUCGGUCAGUUCGGAGCGCUUUGUAGAAACGUUAGUGGUGGCCGACAAAAUGAUGGUCGGCUAUCACGGUCGCAAGGACAUCGAGCAUUACAUCCUCUCCGUAAUGAAUAUUGUUGCCAAACUUUACCGUGAUGCCAGUCUUGGAAACGUUGUGAACAUUAUUGUAACCCGGUUGAUCAUCCUGACUGAAGACCAGACAAACCUAGAGAUCAACCACCACGCAGAUAAGUCUCUUGACAGUUUCUGUAAGUGGCAGAAGUCCAUUCUGUCUCACCAAGGAGGAGAUGGGAACAGCAUUCCAGAGAAUGGCAUUGCUCACCAUGACAACGCUGUUCUUAUCACAAGGUAUGAUAUCUGCACAUACAAGAACAAGCCCUGUGGAACCUUGGGUGAGUAAUGAUGUUCUAGACUGCUCUGUGCUGCUCUGUUCUGUUUUGGCUUGGCUCCCUGAUGUUUUGAGUGUUGCCUGUUCAGUUUUGUGUGUUGAAACUGUUGUAACCGUCUUGAGAUGAUCCAGUACUCAGAUAAUCAGACUGUAAUAUGACACAAGACCAUCCAACACCCCCCUCCCUUUAGAC